Messenger RNA from Quercus lobata, 3721 nucleotides. RefSeq names its product Adaptin family protein. The record is from RefSeq and is a predicted model, not a curated record. The coding region runs from base 249 to 3191 and encodes 980 amino acids. The transcript has 10 exons. Gene Ontology annotation, cellular component: membrane coat; AP-4 adaptor complex. Gene Ontology annotation, biological process: intracellular protein transport; vesicle-mediated transport. Lineage: Eukaryota; Viridiplantae; Streptophyta; Magnoliopsida; Fagales; Fagaceae.
GAUACAAAUCCGAAACCCCACUGAUUCGACUCGAACACGUCCCAUAAUUGAACUCACCUUUUCUUCACCACUGCCCCAAGUACCCACACCUGAUUUCCCCCAAUUUUCACUUUCACUUUACACCUCUCUCUCUCUCUCUCUCUCUCUCUCUCUCUGAUUCUCAGAUCCACAGAAAUCAAAUGCUUAUACAAAUCCCAAUCUGAAAACCCUAGAAAAACCAAUUCCCGGAAACCAAAAAAAAGAAAAGAAUGGAGCAAUUGAAAACCAUCGGUCGAGAAUUGGCAAUGGGAUCCCAAGGCGGGUUCGGCCAAUCGAAGGAGUUCUUGGAGCUCGUGAAAUCGAUCGGCGAGGCUCGAUCGAAAGCCGAGGAGGAUCGAAUUGUGCUCCACGAGAUCGAAACCCUGAAGCGUCGGAUUUCGGAGCCGGACAUUCCGAAGAGGAAGAUGAAGGAGUUCAUAAUCCGACUCGUCUACAUCGAAAUGCUCGGCCACGACGCGUCGUUUGGGUACAUCCACGCCGUGAAGAUGACCCACGACGAUACCUUGCUUCUCAAGCGCACUGGUUACUUGGCCGUCACGCUUUUCUUGAACGACGAUCACGAUCUCAUCAUCUUGAUUGUCAAUACCAUCCAAAAGGACUUGAAAUCGGACAAUUAUCUCAUCGUUUGCGCCGCCCUCAACGCCGUGUGUAGGCUCAUAAACGACGAGACUAUCCCUGCCGUUUUGCCUCAGGUAGUCGACUUGUUAGGUCACCAGAAAGAAGCCGUCCGAAAAAAGGCGAUAAUGGCGCUCCAUCGGUUCUACCACAAGUCUCCUUCUUCGGUGUCUCAUCUCUUCUCUAAUUUUCGUAAACGGCUCUGCGAUAAUGAUCCUGGCGUCAUGGGUGCCACUCUGUGCCCGCUUUUCGAUCUUAUAACGGUUGAUGUUAAUUCUUAUAAGGAUUUGGUGGUUAGUUUUGUGAGCAUUCUUAAACAAGUAGCUGAACGAAGAUUACCGAAAGGUUAUGACUAUCAUCAGAUGCCUGCGCCGUUUAUUCAGAUCAGGUUGCUGAAGAUUUUAGCAUUGCUGGGAAGUGGUGAUAAGCUAGCAAGUGAAAAGAUGUAUACCGUUGUUGGGGACAUAUUUAAGAAGUGUGAUUCGACGAGUAAUAUAGGAAAUGCAGUACUUUACGAGUGCAUUUGUUGUGUUUCAUCUAUAUAUCCAAAUCCUAAAUUGUUAGAAGCUGCUGCUGACGUAAUUUCAAGGUUUUUGAAGAGUGACAGUCACAAUCUUAAAUAUAUGGGAAUUGAUGCCCUUGGUCGACUCAUAAAGAUAAGUCCUGAGAUUGCUGAACAACACCAACUUGCUGUGAUUGAUUGCUUAGAGGACCCGGAUGAUACUCUAAAGAGAAAAACCUUUGAGCUACUGUAUAAAAUGACUAAGUCCUCCAAUGUUGAAGUGAUUGUCGACCGCAUGAUUGACUACAUGAUAAGCAUUAAUGAUAACCAUUACAAAACCUAUAUAGCAUCUCGAUGUGUUGAGCUUGCAGAGCAAUUUGCACCCAGUAAUCAUUGGUUUAUCCAGACAAUGAAUAAAGUCUUUGAGCAUGCGGGAGAUCUUGUGAAUAUUAAGGUGGCACAUAACUUGAUGCGGUUGAUUGCAGAGGGAUUUGGUGAGGAUGAUGAUGCUGCAGAUAGUCAACUCAGAUCAUCUGCUGUGGAGUCAUAUUUGCGCAUUAUUGGAGAGCCAAAGCUUCCGUCUGUAUUUCUUCAAGUCAUUUGUUGGGUUUUGGGGGAGUAUGGAACAGCUGAUGGGAAGUAUUCUGCUUCUUAUAUUACCGGUAAAUUAUGUGAUGUGGCAGAGGCAUAUUCAAAUGAUGAAACUGUAAAGGCAUAUGCAGUUACAGCACUCAUGAAAAUAUAUGCAUUUGAAAUAGCAGCUGGAAGAAAAGUGGAUAUGUUACCUGAGUGUCAAUCUUUGGUUGAAGAAUUAUCAGCUUCCCACUCUACGGAUUUGCAGCAACGUGCAUAUGAAUUGCAAGCAGUCGUUAGCUUGGAUGCUCAUGCUGUUGAGAGUAUUAUGCCAUUAGACGCAAGUUGUGAGGACAUAGAGAUUGAUAAAAAUCUCUCAUUCCUCAACAGUUAUGUCCAACAAUCGCUGGAAAAUGGCGCCCAGCCUUACAUUCCUGAGAGUCAGCGCUCUGGUGUGUUAGAUAUCAGCAAUUUCAGAAGCCAAGACCAGCCUGAAGCUUCAAUGCAUGGUCUUAGGUUUGAGGCAUAUGAGCUUCCAAAGGCCCCAGUGACAUCAAGAAUACCUCCAGCUUCAGUUGCACCCUCAACUGAACUUGUUCCAGUACCUGAGCCAUCUUAUUCAAGGGAGACCCACCAGGUUGCAUCAGUGCCAUCCAUAUCAGAUGCAGGGUCAACAGAACUCAGGCUACGACUUGAUGGUGUUCAAAGAAAGUGGGGUAAACCAACAUACUCUUCUCCUACAUCAUCUACCUCAAAUGCUUCCCAGAGUACAUCAAAUGGGGUCACACAAGUAGAUUCUGCAGCCAAUGUAAAUUCAAAAGCACGUAAUACUCAUGAUUCAAGGAAGCCACAAGCUGAAAUUACUCCAGAAAAGCAGAAGCUUGCUGCUUCGUUGUUUGGUGGACCCUCAAAAACUGAGAAGAGGCCUACUUCAGCUAGCCAUAAGGUAGCCAAGGCAAGUAGCCAUGCUGCAGAGAAGUCUCCGGCACCAAAGGCAGCAGUCGUAUCCAAUCAAGCUACAUUGGAGAAGAUCAAUCAUCAACCUCCUCCAGACUUGCUUGACUUGGGUGAACCGACUGUUACAAAUAGUGCUCCAUCUGUGGAUCCAUUCAAGCAGUUAGAAGGGCUUCUUGACCCAACUCAAGUUACUUCAACAGUGAAUCAUGGUGCAGUUGGUGCUACUGAAGCACCUGAUAUUAUGGCGCUAUAUGUAGGGACACCUGCUGGUGGACAGAGUAGCAGUGCUGAAAACUCUCUGCCAAGCAACAGCUAUGAUGUCAAUCUCACAUCUGAGUUAUCUAAUUUAACUAGUGGCGCUACUAAUGCAGGAGCUACACUUCCGACACAAUUUACUAAAGGUCCAAACCCUAAAGAUGCCCUAGAAAAGGAUGCACUUGUGAGGCAGAUGGGUGUCACCCCUUCAAGUCAAAAUCCAAACUUGUUUAGUGAUUUGCUUGGCUAAAUUCAUCAGACAGAGAGUUUUAAAUCAAAGAUGCUUGAAGAUUGAUUGCUUUGUGAUAUGCAUAUGGUUUUCUGGAGCAGCUUGCUAUUUGACAGGGCAAUAUUUAUAAAUUGUACAAUUAGUGAAACAAUCAGAGUAGCAAGUGACACUGUGAAUGGAGUAAUUCAACCUCCAGAACUGUAAAAUCAGGUACAGAUUUGUAUUUGUUGAAGGACAAUAGAACUUUUGAUAGGAAUAGAACCAUAGCCGGUGCAUUUGAGGUUUUCCCUUCGAGCGAGUCAACAUGCAGCUUUUUGUGAAUGCUGUCGCAGCCCAUUUGGGGUUUUGGAGCACUCCAUAAGCAAAAGGGUUCUGCUGAGCAUGUUUGUAUGCUUUUGCUCCGCAUGGCAUUUGAGACAUCUUGUUGUAAUAAUAACGCUGUAUAAGUGAGUUCUCUUUCCCACAUAUUUUUUUUCAUUUUUCAUUGGUUUCCAAUUUUACAUCAUCUUGGAUAAUGAGAGGCCACUUGUUUGAAUUUGACAUUCAAGAUC